Molecule: messenger RNA, 1983 nt
Organism: Amphibalanus amphitrite
Lineage: Eukaryota; Metazoa; Arthropoda; Thecostraca; Balanomorpha; Balanidae
Exons: 6
Coding region: 1-1983 (660 amino acids)
Biological process (GO): proteolysis
Molecular function (GO): aspartic-type endopeptidase activity
Source: RefSeq, a predicted model, not a curated record
AUGCUGUGCCAGCUGAGGGGAGUGGCCGCCGAGACUGUGAUUCCUCUGCGCCUCGCUGGCGGUGCUUUCCACGUAUGGUCCCAGCUGCCGGCGGCCAGUCGCUGCUCGCUGACGGCCGUGAGAGACGCCCUCCAGGCGGCGUUUGCUCUCGAUGAGUACGCCGCCUAUGAAGCGUUCGCCGCUCGGCGACUGAUGCCAGGAGAGUCGGCGGACGUAUUCCUCGCUGACCUCCGCCGGCUGGCGGCGCUGUUCGGAGGAGUGCCGGAGCGAGCGCUGGCCUGCGCAUUCGUGACAGGCCUGCCGGACAGCGUCCGGCAGAUGAUCCGCGCUGGCUGCCGGGCAGAUGGACUGGACCUGUCAUCGGUGCUGGCGCGCGCUCGCGCUGUGCUGACCGACGAGCGGCUCUCCGCAGCAGCAGCAGCGGCGCUGAGCGGUGCGCUGCCGAUUACACGCCUGCACGUGGACGGACGAGAGUGCACGGUCCUCAUCGACACCGGGAGCACCGACACCAUCAUCUACGCGCCAUUCUGUGCGCAGUGGAGACGACGGGUGGUGCGCGUCACUACGAUCAGCGGAGACGACCUGAAAUGCAGCGGCAUUGGCAGUGUAACGGUCGAGGCGCCGACGGGCCAUCGUGCCGCGCUUGAAACGCUGGUGGUGGAGGAGCGGCCGCUCGGCGUGGACAUGGUGCUCGGGGUCAGCGGUAUCUCGGCUCUCGGGGGCGUGACGGUGCUGUCCCCCUCUGUGGUGCGGUUCUGUGGAGCAGUGUGUCGUGCGCCGCCAGACAUUGAGACGCCGGACUUCCGGGUGCAGUUCAACGCGGCUGCCCGGAAGUGGUCGGUUGCAUGGAAAUGGUCCGAUGGGAUCGGACCCCAGUGCCUCACGAACGCUGUGCCGCAGUAUGCUGUGCCGCCCGCCGCUCGUCACGAGUUCGAGACAGAACUUGACGACUGGAUAGAGCGGGAGUGGCUCGUGCCGUAUGACGAGCGGCGGCAGGGGCCGCCGAAAGGGUUGGUGCCGCUAAUGGCUGUGGAGCAGCGCAAUCGGGGGAAAGUUCGACCGGUGCUGGACUACCGGGAACUGAAUGACUUUGUGCAGGCUCACACAGCUGACAGCGACGUGUGCGCGGAACAGCUCCGCAAGUGGCGCCGGCACGGCGCAAAUGUGGCGGUCGUGGACCUGAAGCGUGCCUACCUCCAGCUGCACCUGGAGGAGCGACUCUGGCCGUUUCAGACGGUGAUGGUGCGGGGGCAGCGAUUCUGCUUGACCCGCCUAGGUUUUGGUUUGAAUAUCGCGCCCCUCGUGAUGAAGGCUGUCGUGCGUGCUGUGCUCGAUCAGGACCCCGACAUCGGGCGUGCCGUCCUCCCAUAUGUGGACGAUCUCCUUGUAAAUGAGGACAUUGUCAGUGCCGAGCGCGUGGUGGCGCAUUUCGCGCAGUUUGGGCUGGACUGUAAGCCGCCGGAGCGGGCAGCCAGUGGAGCGCGGCUCCUGGGCCUGCGGGUGCACGAGGAGAACGGGCAGCUGCGGUGGAAGCGGGACAACGCCAUGGACUGUAUCGCGAGUCGCCUCGCCAGUGACGACCCGGCCCGUGGCGUGUGGUGUGUCGACGGGGACGAGGUGGUCGCCUGGACAGACGCCAGCUCGCUGGCCACCGGAGUGGUCCUGGAAAACACAGACGGUGAGGUGAUCGAGGACGCAUGCUGGCUCAGUGAGCGCGGCAGCCGUGAGCGCGGCUGGCGAGCCGUCGGCAGUGAGCGCAGCCUCUGUGAGCGCGGCUGCAGCGGGCGAGCCGUCGGCAGUGAGCGCGGCCGCUGUGAGCGCGGCUGCAGCGGGCGGGCCGUCGGCAUGAAAGUGAUCGCCGCCCGGAAACGGUGCGAUAUCGCCGAGGCGGUACACUUGUAUAACGUGACGCCGCGUGACGGCGAGGCGGUGGCCAGCGCCCCGUUUUGUGGCGUGUACAGUCCUCCAGCCGGCUCCAGUUGA